CUGGGCCGCGGUAGGUACGCAAACUGGCUGUGGGCAGAGGAGCUGAGAGCUUCUGAGAGGGUGCAACUUCCCGAAGCUUUCGGAGCUUUUAGACGGCUGCUUCUUCUCGGCGUGUGCAGACAGCCUGGGUGUUUGGAGGCUGAUGGUACUUGUGUGAGAAGAGGAGAGGAAAUGCGACUGCAUUGAACUUGAGUUGUAUUCUUACUGCCUGGGCUUACUCUGGGGUGGAUCCCGGGUCUCUCGGACCCCAACUCUUGUCGCCCGGAAAGCUUAGAAAAAAGAGGCCACACUAGCCAUUUUGACUAUUAAAAAAAAAAAAAAAGCAUUAAUAAAUGCUGAAAUGUCAGACUCUUCACCAUUCAGAAUGCAAUUGGUGCACUUGGACCUUAAAGGAGCUCCUCCCAAGGUCUCAUACCUGGCAGAGAUCUUCCCUCUCUUCCAUGCCCUUGGUGCCAAUGGAAUCCUUAUCGAGUAUGAAGACAUGUUUCCCUAUGAGGGCCCUCUACAGCUUCUAAGAGCCAGGCAUGCCUACAGUCCCUCUGAGAUCAAAGAAAUUCUUCAUCAGGCUAAGUUACAUGAGUUGGAGAUUAUUCCCUUGGUGCAGACAUUUGGACAUAUGGAAUUUGUUCUGAAACAUGAGCAAUUUUCUCACCUCCGGGAAGUGGAGUUGUUUCCAAAUGCCUUGAACCCCCACAAAGAGGAAUCCCUGGCAUUAGUGGGUACAAUGAUCAAACAAGUAAUGGAGCUUCACAGAGGUAUUCGUUGGUUCCACAUAGGAUGUGAUGAGGUAUAUUACCUUGGUGAAGGGGAGAUGUCUAAACAGUGGCUGCAGCAGGAACAGAACAAUAUGGUAAAACUGUGUCUGACCCAAAUGAAAGCAGUUGCGAGCCAUGUGCUCAUCCAUCACCCCAAUGUGAAGCCCAUUGUAUGGGAUGACAUGCUCAGGGGUAUUAGUGAAGAAUAUCUCACAGAAUCUGGAAUAGCACAGCUGGUGGAACCAAUGAUCUGGGACUACGUUGAAGAUAUGGAUGUACAUGUAAAGGUUCUCCUCAUGGAUAAGUACAGGAAAUGUGGUUUCCCUAAACUGUGGGUAGCCAGUGCUUUUAAAGGUGCCACAGGGGUGAAUCAGUCUUUGACUAUUAUUGGCCAUCAUCUCAAAAAUAACAUCCAGUGGUUAAAAGUGGCAGACAGUGGACCUGCUGAGAUGCUGCAAGGAAUCGUUCUAACUGGUUGGCAAAGAUAUGACCACUUCUCUGUUCUCUGUGAGCUGCUCCCUAUGGGAAUCCCAUCCCUAGCAGUAUGUCUGCAGACACUCAAACACGGAGGAUAUACUGACAAUGUGAAAAAAAUAGUGGAGAAAUACCUAGGGAUGUCAAAUUUGGAAAUCAACAAUUUUAUGAGUGAAAGCUCUGGGACUUUCCCUGGCAGUGAUGUCUUCUCCCUGGUCACUCAGGUCAGCUUUCACCUAAGGCGUUCGGUGGAUGAAUUGCUAGAAAGAAACAGGUAUGUGACAGGCUGGUUCAGCCCUUAUCACCGCAAGAGGAAAAUGAUUCACCCAGUUAUGAUCCAGCACAUCCAACCAGAUGCCAUCAGCCUCCUAACCAGAUGGAAUGCCAUCAUCCAGGAGUUGCAGGCAGCACUUGAAAGAAUUUUCUACCCAGAUGCAGUAGAGGAGUGGCUGGAAGAAAAUACAUAUCCCACCAUCCAGAAGCUACAGCAGUUGUUGCAAGAUCUGGAUGCAGCAAUAGCAGCUCAAUCUUAACACUUUUGACAUGAAAGUAGCCCAUCUUAUAUGGAAGGCUUACCUACUGCUAACCCAGUGGAGAUUUUUACAGAUGGCCAAGGACAGUCACUUACUGAGGGGAGGACAGGGUUGAGAGGGUUCCUAUGGGUUUGAUCGAAAAAUCUGAUGCUAGGUCAAAAUCUGAAAAGAUACAUUGAGGUAAAAGCCAUUACCAUGAGAGGAUGAA
This is a messenger RNA of Antechinus flavipes (yellow-footed antechinus), 1970 nucleotides long. It is a transcript of the gene HEXD, whose product is annotated as hexosaminidase D. The transcript is spliced from 13 exons. The coding region runs from base 341 to 1762 and encodes 473 amino acids. The record is from RefSeq and is a predicted model, not a curated record. Gene Ontology annotation, biological process: carbohydrate metabolic process. Gene Ontology annotation, molecular function: hexosaminidase activity. NCBI's taxonomy places the organism in Eukaryota, Metazoa, Chordata, Mammalia, Dasyuromorphia, Dasyuridae.